UUCUUCGCCAGACUGCGGGAACCAGUAGGCCCAACUAGCAGCGAAGUGAUCUCGUCCAUUCGCGGAUCCGACGGCCGAUGUCGCUUUCGCUUCCCCCUCGAUGAAAACCAAACCUGCCUCCGGCCGAACUCAAAUCCAUCCCACUCCAUCCUUUCGUUGCGGGAGGCGCCGCAAGUUUUCGCGGGGCGCGAUCAUGGAGCUCCACGGCCUCCCGUCAGCGGGGCAUUCCGACGACCUCGCGAAGAAGCUUGCCGAGGCAGACCUCGCGAAGAAGCCGGCCGAGGCAGGGUUCAGCGAAGAGCAGUUAGAAAGAGAGUAUUUUGCCGAUCUCAUCGGAGAGAUGGAGGAGGAGCGUGAGUACGGUAUAAUCAGAAAAGAGAUGCCUAUACCAGCAAUUGUCAAAUACCAUGAUAUGUUGGAGAAAAUAUGGGGAUGGGACAAACUGCUACCAAAGGGACUUUCCGUAUCGUGGUCUGACUAUAGCACAUACCUUCAAGAGUAUCACCAUCACAAUGUGCAUGCAGUUACUAAGGACAGCAGCGUAGCUGCUCUUGCUGAGACUUGUCUCAACAAUGAGGAGCAACUUGUAUCAGAGUUGAAGAUCCAGGUGAAACCUGAAGAGGAGAGACACUUGCAGAUGAGGAAAUCAAGCAUUCUGAGUUGCCUGAUCCACAAGCGUGCAUGUUCAGUGAUCCACACAGCAGGUUCUGAUGUUUGUGGUGCCGCUUUGUUGUGUAUUGCCAAGGAGGCUGACCUGAUGUGCGAGUUGCUGAGGCGUGGUGCUCAUCCCGUUCAUGAUUACUUAAUCGACCAUAGCAGAACGAUGCGCAUGUGUGCCUUGAGCCUUAUGAACUGCACUUCGGACAAUUCUGUUUCUGCCUCUGCUGUUAUGUUGGGUAUGACAAAGGAAGCCGAAAUGUUGUGUAUGUGGAUGCGUGAAAAUAACAAGCUUGUUGAUUUCUUUGAUGAUCCUGUACCUGAUGAGAUUGGGGACAGCCCCCUAGUCCGGUACAAAACUUUGGAUUUUGUGGUUGACAUACUAGAGAAGUCUUCAGCUGCUGGUAGAAAUGGUCCUGGUGGUGAUGGGAAUGGCGUUGCUGCUGAUGGAGCAGCAAGCACCACAGGGGGUGGCGUUUCAGAUGUAUUGAAUUCUCAGUAUAUGAAACUGAUUAGUGGUGGUGAGAAGAGUAAUAAGAGGAAGAUGAAAGAAGAAGAUCUUUUGGAUAAAAUAUGGGGUUGGGAAGGGUUGGUACCACUUCACAGUGACAUUAAGUGGUAUGAAGACUGUAGCAGCCAUCUGGAGGAGUAUUACAAACGUAAUGCUUAUGACUUCAUUGCUCAUGCCUGCCAAAAUCAACAAAUCGCCAGCUCUGCUAUUUGCAAAUCUUGUCUCAAGAUCGAGGAGGAACCGAGGAACUCCUUUCCAUGUGGAAGACGAGUCCAGUGUGGUGUACCCUGGAUGAUGCCAUUGCAGUCAGCACUGUCAUAGAGAGUACCCUGAUCAAGGAGCGUGCACUUGCAAUCGGCAGCACAGGGGUUGAGUUGUCUGUUCCUUCUACCAUUGCUUUUCUGCAUUGGUUUCUAGUGUAUUACCAUGGAGGCUGACCUGAUGUGUGAGCUAUUGAAGCAAGGUGCUAAGCAUUAUGACGACAUCAUCCAGCUGAGCAGUGUGAUCCGCAUGUGCGCCUUGGGCCUUGUGGACCUCACACUCGCAGGAAAUCAAUCUAUGGUCUCUGCUGCUGCAAUGAUGGCUAUGGCAAGUGAGGCCAAAAAGAUGUGUGAUUGGAUGAAGAGAGAGAACCAGCUUGUUACCAUGUCCUUGUCUGAAUCUCAUGAGCUGAAGAGAGGCAGCUUGAUCCGAGGAAAAGCCUUGGAUGUUAUGACCAGCAUAUUGCAUGAUUCUUUCCUUCCAAAGGUGGGGAUGCAAUGUGACUAAGCAAGGAUUGGACCCGAGGAAUAGGUUUCUUUUGUCUGGAACACUUAUAGGGUCGUAGUUUGAUUUAAUACUUAUUGUAUGUCUCAGAUCUUCUUUCGGCUACUGGGUUAUGCACAUUGACAGUAGUGUUCAGUCUUAUAUAUCAUGGCGCUAGGGCGUGUUUGGCGCUUCUGCCAGAGCCGCUGUCGCAACUAAAACGGUUGCCCAACAAUUGGAUAGUUGGGGCGUGCGUUUCGAACUACAGUGUGCGGCGCAUGCCAGACCUACGGCGGUGUGCGGUGUUAUUGUUUUUUU
Molecule: messenger RNA, 2230 nt
Organism: Panicum virgatum (switchgrass)
Lineage: Eukaryota; Viridiplantae; Streptophyta; Magnoliopsida; Poales; Poaceae
Exons: 11
Coding region: 101-1489 (462 amino acids)
Source: RefSeq, a predicted model, not a curated record